This is a messenger RNA of Aspergillus costaricaensis CBS 115574, 837 nucleotides long. RefSeq names its product F-box protein. Lineage: Eukaryota; Fungi; Ascomycota; Eurotiomycetes; Eurotiales; Aspergillaceae. The record is from RefSeq and is a predicted model, not a curated record. Gene Ontology annotation, molecular function: protein binding. The transcript is spliced from 2 exons. Bases 1 to 819 code for a protein of 272 amino acids.
AUGUACACAUUUUCAGGAUUUGCCCACAUUCCUACAGAGGUCUUAAUCAGAAUAUACGGGGAACUGCCUCUUCCAGAUGCGCUUCAUUUGGCAGCGACUUGCCGUCGCCUCCGCCAGGUCUUGAUUGACAACACGCCUACAAUUUACAAACGCCUACGCAGAAAGAUGCCAUGUGAACGACAUGCAAGAGUCCUACUGGCGGAUCAAGGUGGCCCACUACCUCAUUCUUUGUCAGUGACUCUCGGGGAUCUGUUACGAUUGCGACGAAACGUUGGCAUUGUGGAGAAGGCGAUCAAGGUGUUUGACCGUGAUAUUACUCCGCAUAUCCGGAUUCCUCUUACGAGCGUCGAUGACGAGUUUUAUGGUGGAAAGCCACGCCCAUUACACUUAACUCCAACAGAACGUCAUCGCUUCACCUGGAGUUAUUACCAAGUUUGGAGUCUUUUACUACUAGACCAACCAUCUCGCCAACAGCGAUAUCGGUCUAUGUUGCUGAAGCACCUGUACAUGAUAUACGAAAUGGUUGAUCUUGACCAGCCAAUCGGGGACGAAUCGGGAUCUUCCCCAGCUGACGAGAAACGAUGCGCACUCUCUCAGGAAGUAAGCGAGUACCUCCGUUUUUUAUAUCACGACAUCCACGGAGUCGACUACAUUAAUUUCUCGGGGCAAAGCAUUCCUAUGCGUACUCAAGGCCACGCAGCAAUAUGGGACCAUUGCCAGCCUGAUUUGAAGAGGAUCGUUUGCUACCAGUGGCGAGAUCCGGAGAAGAAGCCUGUCAAGGAGGAGGAUGUGUGGGAGAAUACAACUGAUGAAGAAUGAUUUUUUGUUCGAACUUAU